AUGGGAAAACAACAUUUCACGUCAAAAACGGUUGACGACACUGCUCUCAUCAAGACAGAUCCCUUGCUAAAGCCAUACCGAGCGCAGCUGCGUGAGCGGUUCGCACACUAUCAACGUUUCAAAGCAGAAAUUGAGAAAACCGGCGGCAUCUUAGGCGAGAUAAGCCAAGGACACCAAUAUUUCGGUUUCAAUCGCGGGGAAAAUGCCGGUGAGACCGGGGUCUGGUAUCGCGAAUGGGCACCGGGGGCACACACCCUUGCCCUUAUCGGCGACUUUAAUGGCUGGGAUCGCGGUGCAAAUCCGAUGUCCAUUGAUGACUGGGGCGUAUGGCAUCUCUUCCUGUCUGACAGAGACUACGCCGAUCGACUCACACACGAAAGUCGGGUCAAGGUGCAUGUUGUAUCAGAACUCGGUGGACUCGACCGAAUUCCAGCAUAUAUCCAGCGCGUUGUUCAGGAAGGUGAUGCCGAUUUCACCGGACAGUAUUGGGCACCGCCGUCCGCGUAUCAGUGGAAACAUCGCGCGCCUCGUUUUGAUGUCCGCACCGAGGGCUUGCGAAUCUACGAGGCACACAUUGGUAUGGCACAGGAAGCGGAAAAGGUCGGAACCUUCGAUGAGUUUACGCAAAACGUGCUACCCCGAAUUGCUGAUUUAGGCUAUAACGCCGUACAACUGAUGGCGGUAAUGGAACAUCCCUAUUAUGCGAGUUUCGGAUACCAUGUAAGCAAUUUCUUCGCCGUUUCAAGUCGUUUCGGGACACCGGAAGAACUGAAAGCACUUAUUGAUACCGCACACAGUAUGGGUCUACUGGUUAUCAUGGAUCUGGUACACAGCCACGCUGUCAAAAACCUUAAUGAAGGACUGAAUCGCUUUGAUGGCACGGCACACCACUAUUUCCAUGCUGGUGAGAAAGGUGACCACAUCGCAUGGGAUUCGCUUUGCUUUGAUUACAGCAAAUACGAAGUGCAACGCUUUCUCCUUAGCAACAUUCGCUACUGGUUGGACACCUACCGAUUUGAUGGAUUCAGAUUUGAUGGUAUCACAAGCAUGCUUUAUAGUGACCACGGUUUAGGACGGAAAUUCGAUGGCUACGCGGAUUAUUUCGGUGCAGAAGUCGAACGUGACGCUAUUGCAUACCUGAUGUUAGCAAACGAGGUCGUUCACGCCAUCAACCCUGCCGCAAUUUCAAUUGCUGAAGAUAUGAGUGGAAUGCCCGGCAUCGCGCGCCCUACCGAGGAGGGUGGACUCGGCUUUGAUUACCGGCUCGCAAUGGGUAUCCCGGAUUAUUGGAUUCGGUUGUUGAAGGAAAAACAGGAUGAAGACUGGCAUAUCGGCAAGAUUUAUGGCAUGUUGCGCAACCGCCGUACGGGUGAGAAACAUAUCGCUUACGCCGAAAGCCACGACCAAGCUAUCGUUGGUGACAAGACACUUGCUAUGCAACUCAUGGACGUUGAGCUUUACACAAACAUGGGUGUUUUCACAACAAGUCAUCGUAUUGCUCGCGGCAUUGCGCUCCACAAACUCAUCCGACUGCUGACCUUUAGUUUAGGUGGCGAGGGGUAUCUCAACUUCAUGGGAAAUGAAUUUGGACACCCCGAGUGGAUUGACUUUCCACGCGCGGGGAACAAUAAUUCCUACUGGUAUGCGCGCAGACAGUGGCACCUCGUCGAUGAUGAUACCCUCCGCUACAAACAUCUCAACGCUUUUGAUCGCGCGAUACAACACCUUGACGCAAUGUACCAUCUGCUUUCUGAUGAAAACAUCUAUCUUUUAUUUAUUCACGAGGACGCGAAACAGAUCGUCUAUGAACGGGGCGGACUCAUCUUCGCCUUCAACUUCCAUCCGACUGCAUCGGUCACAGAUUGGCGCAUCCCCGUCCCUCAGAAAAAGGAUUAUCGCCUUAUCCUCAAUACCGAUGAUACCACUUAUAGUGGCUAUAGUGCCGUAGAGGGUGGGCAUUAUCCGUGGCAAGAUGUAGCCAUGGAGGGACAUACGCAAUCCAUUCAACUGUAUGUCCCUGCUCGAAGUGCACAGGUGUUAGAGUGUGAAAAAAGUCACAUUCAUCAGUAG
Geodia barretti is the source of this 2070-nucleotide messenger RNA. The record is from the annotation of a GenBank genome assembly. NCBI's taxonomy places the organism in Eukaryota, Metazoa, Porifera, Demospongiae, Tetractinellida, Geodiidae.